AUGAACUUGGGAUAUCCCUUUGUUGCAACGGUGACAGUUUGGCCUGAUUCGGUGGUAGCAUGUGCUUCUGGCAGUGGCUCUUCCAGCAGUGGUGUUUGGAUUUUGACUGGCUCUGUUCUUCUUCCACUCUUCCAGCGGCUCUUUCAGUGGUGCUUGAACUUCUAUGACUGGAAGUAUAGAGAGAGAUUUGUCUAA
This is a messenger RNA of Prunus armeniaca (apricot), 195 nucleotides long. The record is from the annotation of a GenBank genome assembly. NCBI's taxonomy places the organism in Eukaryota, Viridiplantae, Streptophyta, Magnoliopsida, Rosales, Rosaceae.